AUGCCCGAUCGGCCAUACAUAUCUGACUCCUUCCCUUUCCCGCGAUCGAGCUCGUCUGCUAUCCGUGAGAGCAAUGCUAAGCAUCUCCGUGAUCGGGGUGACCAGUGCUGCUCGAAUACGCCCUUUCUCAGCGAAGGCAUGGGCGGAACCCCGACCGUCCCCCGGGUGUUAUCCCUCGCAAAGGCUUGCCGUAAAGAGAUCCAACUGUAUUGCGGGAAGUCUGUGCUGAAUCCGCUGCAAUGCCUUCUCGAGCAUUACUACGCCGUUCGCAGGAACGAUACCCUCAAGAUGACGGAGGUGUAUUCGGAGCUGUGCUACAGCUGGCUGGAAGCACGGGAUGUAUGUGUAUCUGCGCUACGGCAGCAAUGGCAUGAACUUUGCGGUGAUGAGGGGUACGCUAUCAACGUGCGUGAAUGCUUGCGACGGGUUCCACCACCGCUUUUGCCCGAGGGCUGCAGGGAAAGUGAUUACUAUCACAGUGUUCGUCUCGCUGGAAAGCUCCGACGACGGAUCUCUGGGCACGCCUAUGGAUCUAUGAACAUGAAGGCAAGAGAAAAAUAG
Molecule: messenger RNA, 561 nt
Organism: Phytomonas sp. EM1
Lineage: Eukaryota; Euglenozoa; Kinetoplastea; Trypanosomatida; Trypanosomatidae
Source: the annotation of a GenBank genome assembly